Molecule: messenger RNA, 375 nt
Organism: Tachysurus vachellii
Lineage: Eukaryota; Metazoa; Chordata; Actinopteri; Siluriformes; Bagridae
Product: histone H2B-like
Exons: 1
Coding region: 1-375 (124 amino acids)
Cellular component (GO): nucleosome
Molecular function (GO): DNA binding; protein heterodimerization activity; structural constituent of chromatin
Source: RefSeq, a predicted model, not a curated record
AUGCCUGAACCAGCUAAGACCGCGCCCAAGAAGGGAUCCAAGAAAGCCGUGGUCAAGACGGCAGGUAAAGGCGGCAAGAAGCGCAGAAAGACCAGGAAGGAGAGUUACGCCAUCUACGUGUACAAAGUCCUGAAGCAGGUGCACCCUGAUACCGGCAUCUCCUCUAAGGCCAUGGGCAUCAUGAACUCGUUCGUCAACGACAUUUUUGAGUGCAUCGCCGGUGAGUCUUCUCGUCUGGCUCACUACAACAAGCGCUCAACCAUCACCUCUAGGGAGAUCCAGACUGCCGUGUGUCUGUUGCUUCCCGGAGAGUUGGCCAAGCACGCGGUGUCUGAGGGCACAAAGGCCGUCACCAGGUACACCAACUCCAAGUAA